AUGGCAGCUCCAAAAGUUGACCCGGUCGAGAACAAACGCCGUAUGGAGGCGGGAGAGCUGUACUACUGCUUCACCCCUGAGUUGGUCGCAGAGAGGAGGCGGGCCUUUCUGGCUUACACCCGCUUCAACAAAGCAGAUGACGUCUCCCGAAGGGAAAGCCUGGAGCUCCUCAAAGAGAUCACCCUCGACAAGACCCCUUUGCCGCCAAAGCUUCCCGACAUGACUGAUGAGGAUGAUGAGGCUCUGCUCGACGACUUUCCCAUAGUGUAUCCUCCCCUGAGAACCGACUAUGGGUACAACAUUAGACUGGGAAACAAUGUCAUGAUCAACUUCAACAGUACUUUUGUCGAUACAUGCCCAAUCGAGUUCGGCUCACGCACCAUGGUCGGUCCUAACUGCAGCUUCUUCAGUGGCACUCACCCCCUCGACCCAACUGUGCGGAACGGCACGCGUGGGCCAGAGAGCGGGAAACCCAUCAAGAUCGGCGAGGACUGCUGGUUCGGGGGGAACUGUAUCGUCCUGCCCGGCGUGACCAUCGGGAACGGCGUGACGGUUGGUGCGGGCAGCGUUGUGACCAAGGACGUUCCGGCGUACCACUGCGUCGCAGGUAACCCGGCGAGGAUCAUCCGGAAGAUCGAGGUCUCGGGCCAGGAACCAAGCAAGCCCGAGGGCACUCAAGUCCUGGUCGGAGAGGACGCUGCAGUAGUCCAGGCCUAG
This is a messenger RNA of Diaporthe batatas, 717 nucleotides long. RefSeq lists its product as uncharacterized. Gene Ontology annotation, molecular function: acetyltransferase activity. The transcript is spliced from 3 exons. The record is from RefSeq and is a predicted model, not a curated record. Lineage: Eukaryota; Fungi; Ascomycota; Sordariomycetes; Diaporthales; Diaporthaceae. The coding region runs from base 1 to 717 and encodes 238 amino acids.